ACUCGCACAGCAAUCCAAAUGCAGCGCAACCUAACUACAAGUCAUAAAAAAAAAUAAACUUCAUCUCACUAGCUUUCUUGCUCUGCCUUCUCUCUUGAAUUCAUGUCUGAUACAGCAAACCAAAUUCCUAAUCCCCAAGAGGCCGAUCUCUUAAUUCGCUCCGUUAAACGCAUUAAAGGGGAUGGUAACCCCCCUAUUGCUGAAGAAUAUCAACUAUAUGAAGCCCCACCAAAGCAACUAUCAUAUAGAGACAUGGUCUCUUGUUUAGAACCUGCUGCAAUCCUCUGUGAUAGCUCAAAUAGAGAGGAAAUUCUAGACGAAGACUCAGAUUAUGAAGAUGAUGGGUCUAUCCCUACUAUACUCAUCUCGAAAGAAGAAAAGAGAAGGAUUCGAAUGCCAUGGCUCAACUCCAUAAUUAUAAAAGCCUUUGGCACAGAAAAAGCUGGCUAUAACUUCAUCCUUCCCAGGAUCAAAGCCCAGUGGAAACCGAGAGGCAAAAUGGAUUGCGUUGAUUUGGGUUUAGACUUCUUUCUUAUUCGUUUCCAUGAGAAGGAAGAUCUGAACCGUGUUCUUCAUGGGGGACCUUGGUUUGUCGGUCCCCAUUUUCUCACAAUUAGAAAGUGGGAGCCUUCAUUUGAUCCAGCAAAAGCCACCUUCACGACCACAGCUAUAUGGGUUAGACUCCCGCGCCUUCCUAUUGAAUACUACGAUGUACAAAUUCUUGAGCGUAUUGGCAAUAUGUUGGGUACUCCGCUUCGGCUAGAUGCUCAUACUGCCCACCAAUCAAGAGGUCAAUAUGCAAGAAUCUGUGUACAAGUCGAUCUUGAUGAACCUUUGGUACCUUUUGUACGUAUUGGCAAACAUAUCCAAAAGGUUCUUUAUGAGGGACCUGCUGCCUUAUGCUACUCCUGUGGGUGUGUGGGACAUAAAGAGGAUAAUUGCCCUCUCAAAGUCCCACAGCCUAUGGUUGUUUCUAAUGAACAUAAUAUUGAAGCUCAAACUUCACAAGCUUCAGUUGAUGGAAACUGUAAUGAGCCACCGGAGAACCAAGGGUUUGGACCAUGGAUGCUGGUGGAGAGGCGAAAGAACAAGAAAAAGGUAAACAAUAAUCACUUGAGUCACUCAGCGAGUCGACUCACUGGGACAAGAAAUGGGUCACGAGUUCCAAACUCAAAAGGGAACGUUAUUUCUGACAAUGCUAUUAAUGCAGCGACCGUUAACUCCAACGGGUCAAAUGCAGCCAUUCAACUUUCUAAUUCAAAUUCUAAAGCUCAUAAUUCGAGCUCUUCUCCUUUGGCCCAAGAUGGGGAUGUCAACAACACACCAGCCCAUCGAAAUACCGGCCAGACCAAUCAGGUAACUAUGGGUUCAAUUAUCACUUCACCUAGCUCUAAUGGACCCAAUAUUUCUUUGCAGGUUCACCCAAAGACUAUAGCUGAUAAAGCUACUGUUACAGAUAAGAUUUCAUUGUCACCAUUUGUGGCACGUGGAAAGGCUUCCUCCUUUAAAAAAUCUGGUUCCCAACCAAAAAUCUCACAAAAUGUCCGGAAUCAUUCUCUCACGAAAUCAACCCCCUCCACCGGAACUUUGGAUCAUGGAUCCAAUCACCUUCACCAAGCUAAGUCACUUGUGGGAUGUACUGCUAAUCAACAGGAACAAUCAAGCAAUCCCAAUAGAGAAGGCGUUGUCACUAGUCCUCAACAAGCAUCCGGAGUCGAUCGAGGGAUGGACAUUGGAAAUGAUCCAGAACUGCUGGUUGAAUCCCAUUCUUACAAUGAAAGGAGUAGAUCCCACUCCUUUUCUUCCCCCACCAAUGGAAGGGAUUCCUCUACCUCUGGAACACCUGUCUCCAGACUCAUGCAUCCUUCGGAAGGCUGUCUGGUCAUCACUGGCGGAGAUAGUGAGAUGGGACGAUUGGUCAGAGCCGAUAGCUCCCAAGCGAUUCACGUUGCUGGUAGAACAACCUUACCUUUGUCUAUUCAGGAUGAUAGGAUGCAUGAAGACAGUGCAUCUGGUGGUCACGAAGGAGGAAGCGCAGAACUCUAUGCUCCAGUACCAGCAGAUUGUGCUGCCUUACUACUUCCCAGGAGUCAACAUGAUGGUUCUGAGCAAGGAAGGUCAGCCGAAGUGGCUCCAGGAUGUUGCCAGCAUAAUCCAGGUAUCCUUGUUAUUAUGGAAACGAAGUUGGCAGGAGAAAGAGCAAAAAAAGCUGCUGAAGCUCUGAGAUUUCCUAAAAAGGUCAUAGUCGACUCAGAUGGCUUUGCUGGUGGUAUUUGGCUAUUGUGGGAUGACACGAAGUACACUAUAGACAUUCUUAAUGUAGGACCGCAAGCCAUCCACGCCAGUGUCCAGGUAAAAUCCCAUCCUUCUUUUUCUAAUUUUCAUUGGUUUUUAUCUAUUGUCUAUGGUCGUCCUCAGUUUGAGAUUAGGUCUCUCCUUUGGGAAAACUUAAAACAAUUUUCCCAAUCUAUCAAUGGUCCAUGGGUAGUUAUUGGGGACUUUAAUGAUGUUACUGCUCAAAAUGAAAAAUUUGGUGGCAAUCCUGUCCCCCAAUAUCGUAUUCGUGCCUACACUGAUUGCAUGAAUUCCUGUGACUUACUGGAUAUUGGUUUUAUUGGUCCGAAAUUUACUUGGGUCAAUAAAAGAGACAAUCAUCAGCUCAUUAGAGAGAGGCUUGAUAGAGCCUGGGCUAAUCCCGCUUGGAAGAUUCUCUUUCCCGAGGCUACUCUGAUUCAUCUUCCUCGUGUUUAUUCUGAUCAUUGCCCUAUAUUACUUUCUCUUGAGCAAACUUUUCCCUGCUCAAACAAGAAGCCUUUUAGACUUGAGAAAUUUUGGCUUGAACAUGAGUCUUUUAAGGAUCUUGUAGCCUCAAACUGGACUUCUCCUAAUCUAUCUAUCUCCGAUUGCUCCAUUACUUUUCAAAACAAUGUUAAGCUUUGGAGUAGAGUUACUUUUGAUAACCUUCAUAAAAAAAAGAAGAAUCUCAUUGCGCGUCUAGGAGGUAUUCAACAAGCCCUUCAAUCCAAGAACAGUUCCUUUCUCAUAGAUUUGGAAAAAACUCUUUCUAAAGAAUAUCAAGAUAUUCUCAAGUAUGAGGAAGACAUGUGGUUCAUGAAAUCUCGGAUCCAAUGGAUCCAGAAUGGUGACAGAAAUACAAAAUUUUUUCAUGUGUCUGCUUUGAAACGCAGAUCGUAUAAUCGUAUUUUGGGUCUCAAAGAUGAUACCGGUUCUUGGAUCACUGAUGCUACUGCCAUUGAAGGUAUUAUUACCUCCUAUUUUAAGAGUCUUUACAAGACUUCCCUACUUAAAUCCUCCCAUGACUCUUAUAGUAGUGUUCAAAGUGCCCCCUUUAUUGAUCCUUCUUAUUGGCAUGGAUUGAUUGACCUUCCUUCAGAGUUUGAGAUUAAACAUGCUCUUUUUUCUAUGAAGCCUUUUAAGGCACCUGGUCCUGAUGGACUACAUGCAGCUUUUUUUCAAAAAUAUUGGCUUAUUCUUAAGGAAAAAAUUUGUUUGGAGAUUAGGGAUAUCUUUAACUCUGGCUUUAUACCUGAGUCUUGGAGCGCUAGUUUGAUUACUCUCAUCCCUAAAAACAAUAAGCCUGACUCUGUUUCUCAUUUUAGACCUAUUGGCCUUUGCAAUACCUCUUAUAAGAUUGUCACAAAAAUUAUUGUCUUCCGCCUUAAGAAUCUUAUUGGAGAUUUGAUCUCUCCAAUGCAAUCCAGCUUUAUUCCUGGGCGUAAUGGCAUUGACAAUGUCACCCUUCUCCGGGAUUUUGCCUUUUCCUUUAAAAAAAGAAAAGGGAGACAGGGUGACAUGAUUAUUAAGUUGGACUUGGAGAAGGCUUAUGAUCGCCUUGAGUGGAGUUCCAUUAGGGAAACUCUUAUAUUCUUCAAUUUUCCUCCUUUGUUGAUCAAGCUUAUCAUGUCUUGUGUUUCUUCGGCUUCCUUCUCUUGCGUUAUUAAUGGAAGUGUUACAGAUUCCUUUAAACCUUCUCGAGGUUUAAGGCAAGGGGACCCUCUCUCACCUUAUCUGUUUAUACUUUGUUUGGAAUAUCUCUCUUUAAAGCUUCAGCACAGUACUGAUGUUGGCAUUUGGAGAGGCUCUAAAUUGGGCAAAUCUGGUCCCUAUUUCUCUCAUAUAUUUUUUGCAGAUGAUCUUAUUCUUAUUGGCAAAGCUACAAUGUCCAAUUCUUUAUUUCUCAAGGGAUUACUUGAUUUCUUUUGUACUCGCUCAGGUCAGAACAUCAAUCAAGAGAAAUCUAAAAUCCUUUUCUCUGCAAAUGUUAAUCCUGAUAUCAGGCUUGCUAUAUGUCAUACUCUUGGUUAUAUGGAAACUCCCUCCUUGGGAAAAUAUCUUGGCUUCCCUAUUACCUCUAAGAGGAUAAAAAAAUCUGACUGUAAUUUUAUUGUUGACAAGGUCAGAUCUAAACUUGCAGGGUGGAAAGCAAAUAUGCUCUCACUUGCUGGAAGAGUUACUUUGGCCACAUCUGUCCUGUCUUCAAUUCCUAAUUACUAUAUGCAGGGUAUGUUUUUUCCUGCAUCUAUUCAUAAGGAGCUUGAUACCAUCACUCGAAAUUUCAUUUGGGGUUCUACUUCAACCAAGAGGAAAGCCAAUCUUAUUUCUUGGGAUAGGAUUACUCAACCUAGGAAAGCUGGGGGUAUUGGCAUUAGAGCUAGCAGUGAAGUAAACCAAGCUGCCAUGGCCAAACUUCACUGGAGGAUGAUUACUGAAGUUCAAAAACCUUGGGCCAAAGCAUUCAUAUCCAAAUAUAAGAUUGACCCUCCCUACCAUAAUUUUUCUCGAUCAUCCUCCCCCAUCUGCAAAGACAUCUCUAAAGGGAAAGAUAUUGUUGAAAAAGGCAACAGCUGGGUGCCACGUGAUGGCUCCAAAAUUAAUUUCUGGCAGGAUAAAUGGAUUCUAAAGGAAUCUCUUUGUUCUGUUUUUUAUGGCCCUUUUAAACCACAUGAUUUAGACAUUACUGUGAAGGAUCUUCUUUUUCCUGAUGGUAAAUGGAAUUUUGAUGCUGUUGCUUAUCCUUUACCUCAGGACAUCAUCCAAAAAAUUGUGGCCAUUGCUUUUCAGAGGCAUAGUGCUGAGCAGGACUCCUUUAGGUGGAAUUCUUCGGCCAAUGGCAAAUUUUCCAUGAAAUCUGCAUACUUUAUGGCAAAAAAUAUUCAUUGGACGCAGAUGGAGGAUUGGUCUUGGAUCUGGAAUAUUUGUACCAUUCCCAAAAUUAAAUACUUUCUAUGGCUUGUUAUGCAUGGUAGAAUCCUCACCUUUGAUACUCUUGCUCAAUGGGGUGUGGUUUCUGAUAAUAGAUGCCCUAGAUGUAGAAAUGGUCCUGAAACUCUUACUCAUAUUUUUAGGGAAUGUCAGUAUGCUGCACUCUUUUGGAACUCUAUUAUUCCUCAAUCCAUUUCAACAUACAAUCAAAAUCUUGAUUUCAAAAGCUGGAUUAAGGUCAAUGUCGGUGUACAUAAUUCACCUCCAUCAUCUUCCACUUGGCCUACUGUUUUUUCAUAUGCUGUUUGGUCCAUCUGGUAUUCUAGGAAUCAGCUCGUGCAUGAUAACAAACAUAUCUCUAUUUUCGAUCUGAAAUGUUCUACGCUGGUUAGAGCACAGGAAUGCAUUAGACUUCAACCUGCUCUUACUACCUCUCCACCUAAAACCAUUGUUUCUGUGGGCUGGUCACCUCCCUCUCCAGGAGGCUUGCUACGUGACCACCUUGGCAGAUGGAUGGUUGGCUUCUCACGAAGCAUUGGAUGGACCACAAGUAUUGCUGCAGAAUUAUGGGCUAUUAGAGAUGGCUUGGAAAUUGCUGCUGGGAGAGGAAUCUCUAAAAUUAUUGUGGAAACUGACUCAAAAGUUGCUAUUUUACUUAUUGAGUCUACUGAUACUACUUUGCACUCACUUGGAACUCUUAUUUCUGAUUGCAGAUUGCUUCUACGCCUCUUUACGGAUGCUAGGAUCUCCCACAUAUAUAGGGAAGCUAAUGCGGCUGCUGAUUUUCUUGCUAAACUGGGAUCUACUAGUGCUAUUGAUUUUGUCGUGUAUGAGGAAAGUCCGCCUGGGCUUUCUUCCAUUUUGUAUCAUGACUUAAUUGGGACUUCCUUCCCAAGAACGAUUGUAGCCAGCUAAUUAUCAAUAUAUUUCCUAUUUCUAC
Messenger RNA from Rubroshorea leprosula, 6163 nucleotides. The record is from the annotation of a GenBank genome assembly. NCBI's taxonomy places the organism in Eukaryota, Viridiplantae, Streptophyta, Magnoliopsida, Malvales, Dipterocarpaceae.